CCCACGCACGGAUUUUAUCUGCGGCCGGUACACUUUGGCAACACUUCUGUGCACACCGUUCGAGGAAGGUGAAGCCUGGAGGAUAGCGGCGUGUCGGCAUAAAGACAUCGUGUACAUCCGUGGCAUUCCUAUGAAUGAAGGAGUUGAGCAGUCCCUCAGUGAAAGUCGCGACCGGUAUCGGGAUCGCCUGCGCUACUGGAGCCAGAAGUUCCAGCUCAUCAUGACCACGGACGAAGCCGGAGCUGCUGCCCCCAAGGAAAAUGAAGUCGUCACGGAAGGCGAUGCAUACAACGUCGUCCUCCGCGGUCAGCUGGGAUCGCACUCUAUCGUGCUAGGAGCACAAAUGAAAGCGGUGAACCCUAGUGUUCCAUGCGAGCCAGGUUCCACGGCUGGAUACGUGGAGUUCAAGACAUGUCGCGACAAUUUCAAGAGGUCCCAGCGGUACAAGUUCUACAGGCACACGUUGUUACGCUGGUGGGCCCAGUGCCGCUUGGCUGGCGUUCCGAAGGCGUUUUGCGGUUUUCGGAAGGAAAGUGGAAUCCUGUUUUCCAUCCAGGAGUUCGACGUCAUGAAAAUGCCGGAGAGGGCUACGGGAAAGUGGUCGGAAGACAUAUGCAUGAAAUUCUGCGACCAGCUGCUUUCCUUCAUCAAACGGCAUGUUGAAGAGAAAGAUGGAAGGAACGCCUACCUUUUCGAGUACGUGCCCACUUCGGGCGAAGUUGUCUGCAAGCGCCUGACAGAUCCCGGGAACUUUUACGGGCUGCCAGAUUGGUUCCUGGAGGCUUUCUAAGGUUAUUGAAGUGCCCACAUCAGCUGCUCUUCUAAUCGCACCUCAUGCGAUGAUUUUACGACAGCUGUUCUUCUAAAGACUUUUUUACAAGACAAAGGGUUUGAUAUUUUCUAGGCGCCCGGCAAAACGUUCUACUUGGUGAAGAUGUACGACGGUAGCACAUUGCCCUAUGGAAGAUCCGAGGUAUAUUGUUUACAUCAUGUCAUUCUUGCAAAAUUGUAGCUGUUUUUAAUAAUGUUUCAUAGAGCUCAUGAUUGCAACCUUUAACGUUAAAUGAGAGUGCUCUCUAAAGAUUGAAAUAUUUCAUGUAUUUACACUAAAAGGAAAAUGAAUGCCUACAGAACUCGUAAUAUUCACUGACAAAGAUGCAUAAAAAACAAAACAUUUGUUACACCU
Molecule: messenger RNA, 1186 nt
Organism: Dermacentor andersoni
Lineage: Eukaryota; Metazoa; Arthropoda; Arachnida; Ixodida; Ixodidae
Source: RefSeq, a predicted model, not a curated record